AUGGCUAGGGCCCAAUCAGGUCAGAAGACUGUAAUGCCUGCGCCGUACUGGGGUGACCUUCCUGGUCCAAACGCCCCGGCCCGCUCUAGCACUCGCAGCUCCUCUGACGACUACGCCUCAAGACCAUUGCAACCCGAUGCCAUGGAUCUUGCCCCUGGUGUUGCGCCACAGUCCAGGUCCAACAGGGCUUCUGUCCAGACCACCAACACCAACGCCGACGCCCAGACAGACUCUACCUUGAGCCCCUACGCCUCCCCCAUACGAUCGAGCUUCCAAGGUUAUGCUCUGGCUCCCAGGCCCCCUUCGCUCCCCUACGGACAGAGCCAAUACCCUCCCGAAGUUUUGGAGAAGCGUCGCCGACGUGCGAGCAAGAAUAGAGAAGAGGACCGCGAGUAUUCUGACGCCCGUAUAUCAGCGCUUCCCGCUGCGCCAGAUGUGCCCAGGGCUUCUGCUGCGAGCUACAGGCAUCCUUACGGGAACGGCGGACUACCUUACACCUACACCAAGGCCGCCACCGAAGAGCCCGAUCUCCCUUUGAGUCCAGGCGCCAUGGACCCGGAAUACCACCAGCCCACGAUGGCUGACCGACCAAAGCACUCCGACACAAUCGCAAGCUCGAGUUCGAAUCGCCGAGUGAGCAGCGACAGCGCCGCAACUACAAGAAAUGGCAGUACGAGGGACCCUGCCAAUGGGCACCGGAAGUCAUCUUUGGGGAACGAGAUGGAUCGGCGUUUGAUGGCAAACGCCCGAUCGCCUCUGCAGAAGCUUGAGGUGACGCUCGACAACAUCACCAAGGAGGAGAAGCGAGCAAGGGUCGCGGCCGCCGAGCAGCGUGCGCGAACGCGAGCAUCGCGGAACAGCAAAGACCUUGGACAGCAGCCUGCGGUCCGCUUCAAGGAGGGAGAGGCUGAGAUUGAACCCGAAAUUGCUCGACCUCAGGUCUUGCCUGAUCCAGUUCCGGUCCAAUCUGGCGUUGCGCCUCACAGCGCGGGCAAGGAAAGAUCACAGCAGCAUACAUCGCAGGCGGGAAAGAGUUCGGCGCCAAAGACACCUGUCGCAAGAUUCGCGCAAGAUACUGGUAUCCCGCAGAGAAAUCUAAGCUUUCGUGAGCGAGCUGCCAGGGACGAUAUCAAUAUCCCAGGUAGCAGCGACCACAACGAGUCUCCCACAACCACGCCGACGAGCGGUUUCUCGCUAGCUCGGAGCGGGAGCAACAAAUUGAAAAAAGAACCCCCCAGCGAGACUGGAAACCAGCGACGAGUUGAGGGCGAGAAAAAGUCAAGGCAUGUUCCUCAACGGGGGACAACCCAACCUCUGAAUGAGGGGCUGGGUUUGGCGGCUGCUCCCGUUGGGACGGGAUCCACACCACCGAGUAAAACGGCCGGUAGGUCAAUGCGCACCAAGGUCCCACCCCUGAACACGGCCGUAGAGCCCCGACAACCUUCCGGCCGAAAUGGUAUCGACCACCCGGACUCGCCAUUCACCCCUGGUAAGGCUGCGAAUAAUCCCAGGCAGAGAAGGGACUCAACAUCAAUUACUUUUGCGGACGACCCACGUCAAAACGAGGCACCCAGAACCGCAGGCAAUAGUGGGGCGAUAGCUCGGACCGCUGCUGCUGGGGCCACAGUGGCAGCUGCCUCGAGAAGCCACCAGCAUGAUGGGCAUGCCAGCGAGGAUGAUGACGCAUCUGAUUCUGAGCAUCGGCUUGGCGAGUUCUUUCAUCGCCGUGAAUAUAAGCCAGGCCAUGGCAUGUACAAUCCGCCAAAGUUUCUAGGAGAGUGGAAGAAAGGAACGGUCGGCACCCUGUCUGGGACAAUGCUCGAUCUGGACGCUGAGAGUACCCCGAAAGUGGACCAGAGCCAAACAUGGUGGGAGACACCUCCGUCACAGAGGCGAGGCAGUAUUUCGACGCGACCACGAAAGGCGGAAGCGUUCGACGGAGAAUACGAUGAAACCAACGGUAUGCACACUCCCAGAGAUCUGACUGACUUCCAAGAAAGAAACACAAGUUCUCAAGAACUUUGUCGAUCGUGGGUCGUUCACUACGACGAGGUGCCGCCUCAUGCCCGCUUGUUCCUUGGUCAUCAAGCGACGACCGACAAGCGCAAAUCGAGACGUCAGAGCCGUCUGUACUCCAUCGGACGGCCUCUGGGGGGCUCCAGCGACGAUCUAGAGUCAAAUUCACCUCCCACGCUGUGUUCCUCUUUACUGUGCUUUUCGUCUCCCCGCCCAAGUCGAUUUUCGGACAAAACAUCGCUGACCAGAGCGGCGCGGAUGGUUAUCCGUGUGCCCAACGUUAUAGCCCCUACAAGAUUCAAACCUCCUCUGUUUUUGAAAUGCGGUCCACUACUAAGGUACUGUGGGAUGCGCACCGAGCGUGUCUCAAGUCGAUCAGCUCGCAGUGGGCCGGAUGCUGAGAGAAACUUCUGGAGAGGAACCGUGAUGAUUGUCACCCAGGACCAAGACUCUUCCUACGACAUUGCUCCCACUCUGAGACUGUUUGCACAACCAAUCGAGCUGCUACCGCCUCCGCCGUCCGAAGUUCGUGGAGAAAUUCCACCUGAAUUCGUAGAUCCAAUUGCAGGACAUCCUAAGUUGGGCCGCAAAGGGGAGACGCUGUAUGUGCGACCAGUCGAUCACCUCGAUGAGUCCAAGGACCAUUCCCUGGACGAGACUGAUCGGGGUCUAUUCGAGAAGACACGCAGUCCCCCUGACGUUUCCCCCGUUGAUGGGUCGACUGAUGCGCCAGGCUCCUUUGCAGCCCGCAGGAAGAGAACACCCGUGGACGGAGAGAAGGUGGGCAAGUACAAAGACGUACGCGGAUACCGGCUACAUGCAGAACGUGGCUACACAUUCUGGCGCUUCAGCAUCGAGGUCGAGCUACGCGACAAGGAGCAACGAAUAGCCUAUCGCAUCAAUCGCGGCCCUGCCACCGGCUUCUGGGUUCCAGCCAAGAACCAGUCCAUGAACAUCAUGUUCCAUAGCUGCAACGGCUUCUCCGUUUCCGUGAACCCAGAUGAGCUCAGCGGGCCGGAUCCUCUGUGGCGCGAUGUUCUCAACAACCAUCAGAGCCGCCCCUUUCACGUCAUGCUUGGUGGUGGCGAUCAGCUAUACUGCGACGUUGUGAUGAAAAAUACAGAUCUUUUCCAGGACUGGCUCAUGAUCCGCAACCCGCUACACAAGCACAAUGCGCCAUUUACCGCGGAUAUGCAGGACGAACUCGAACAAUUCUACCUGGAGCGGUACUGCAUGUGGUUCUCGCAGGGGCUAUUUGGCCUGGCCAACUCGCAGAUUCCCAUGGUCAACAUGUAUGAUGACCACGAUAUCAUUGACGGUUUUGGCAGUUACCCACACCAUUUUAUGAGCUCACCUGUGUUCUCUGGUCUUGGUAACGUUGCAUUCAAGUACUACAUGCUUUUUCAGCAUCAGAGCAUCGUCGAUGAGACCGAGGAGACGGAGCCGAGUUGGGCCAUAGGUGUGAAGCCAGGUCCAUAUAUACAGGAGCAGAGUCGCAGCUUGUUCCUGCAGCUGGGUUCCAAGAUUGCGCUGUUGGCAGUGGACUGUCGAACUGAGAGGAUGCGGGAUCAGGUUGUUCGCGAGGAAACUUGGGAUAAAUUGAUGGAUCGCUGCUACAAUGAGAUCGUCAAGGGGAAGACAGAGCAUUUGCUUGUUCUUCUGGGAGUCCCGAUUGCUUACCCGCGGCUCGUGUGGCUCGAGAAUAUCUUGACCUCACGCCUGCUAGAUCCUAUCAAAGCUCUUGGCAAGACUGGCCUCUUCGGUAAUGUGUUCAAUAAGUUUGACGGCGGCGUCGAGGUAUUGGACGACUUGGACGAUCACUGGACAGCAAAGAACCACAAGGAUGAGCGCAAGAUAAUCAUAGAGGACUUACAGGAUCUUGCGGCGGACAGAUCAGUUCGCAUCACAAUCCUCGGCGGCGAUGUACACUUGGCUGCGAUCGGACAAUUCUAUUCUAACCCAAAGCUUGAAUUGGCCAAACACAAAGACUUCCGCUACAUGCCCAAUGUCAUCUCUUCCGCGAUUGUCAAUACUCCUCCACCAGACCUGAUGGCAGACGUCCUCAACAAGCGCAACAAGGUACACCAUCUCGACAAGGACACCGAUGAGGACAUGAUUCCCAUGUUUGCUCACGGGGUUGAGGGCAAACCUAGAAACAACAAGAGACUCCUCCCUCAUCGCAACUGGUGCUCGAUUCGAGAGUACACCCCAGGAGAUACUCCGCCGUCAACGCCGCCUGAAUUUGCAUACGAAGCAGAGUCGCCCGCCGACUCUCCGGUCCGCCGAGACACUGGGCUCUCUAAUAAAGGAGUCAGCCGCCGACUUUCCAAGAAAAAUCGUGGGCCUUCCCAUCGUGCCGAUGUAAUCGACUCGCGGCCGCCCAUUUCUGGAUCAGGUGGGGGCGGAAUUUUCAGGUCGUUAUCUUCGCGUGGUCGUCGCUCCACGCCGGACGUGCCCGCUGGCGAGAAGCGCCCAGGCACGAAGAAGAGGACUCUGUCGCUGACGCGUGGCGACUUCGGUGGUAUUUUCCGCCGUAGGAGCGAAUCCCGCAAUCGCUCACAGCCGGAUGAUGGCGGUAUCAACGGGACUUGGGGCGAGAGCGACCCCGAAGUCGUCGGUCGUGAUCGAAGCCAGGGCGACGAAGGGUACGACUUUGAUUACGAGGACAACACUUAUGACCAGCGAAAUAGAGGCCAUGGCUUUCUGGGCAGUAUCGGCCUUAGGGGAGGCGGUGGCCCAGGGGGUGGAGGCUCUUACGACGAGUUCUCGGAUGGUGACGACUCAUACUUCACUACUCGAGCGCCUCAAAACACACAAGCCAGCCACCCUGGGGCCAACAAGGCGGCCCGGGUCUUAGGGACCGAGGCAUUGAAUUCUUCACGUCGUUAUGGAAGUCAACACCAGCCUUAUCAGCAGCAAAAUGCAGAGCGGCCCUUCGGCGUGACUACCAAGAUAUCAGGGCCGAGCCAGGAAGACGAUGAGCACUUCCGGCCGAAGCCUUUUCAACGCACGCCCACGGGCUUGUCUACCAAGCAGGCGCGCAAGAGGGCCAAGUCUUUCGACGUCAACAUAGAGGGCGGCCUAGACAUUUGCCUGAAUGUAGAGGUCUCGGCCAAGGACCCCGCGGGUAUCACAGUGCCGUAUCGACUGCUGGUGCCCAGGCUCUGGUACGAUGCGAGCGACGGUGAUGAGGUGGAGAUGCCGGAACGCGGCAGAGGAAAGAGCAGGGACAACCCACCCGGGCCGAUCAAGCGUUUCUUUAGUCUAAGUCGCUCGAGAGGCACAAGCGUGAAGCGAGGUGGGAGUGCGCAGCCGGGCCGACGAAGGCAGGAUGCCGAUGAUAGCCAGCAUUUCAAAGAGGCUGGGAAGACGAUGGAAGACUUCAAACUCACAGAGGGCGGUAAUGCGGCGCGCGACUUUGAUGAGUACAAGAUGUGGUGCAAGGUGGCCAGGCAGACGGGCCGCGGCCCUGAUGACGAUAACGACCUUUCGAAGAGCAAAUGGCGGAAACUGUUACGACCAAUCAUGAGUAUGAAGCAUGGACUGUCAUGGUAUACCUUCUUACGGCCUUGA
Messenger RNA from Diaporthe amygdali, 5589 nucleotides. RefSeq lists its product as uncharacterized. The transcript has 4 exons. NCBI's taxonomy places the organism in Eukaryota, Fungi, Ascomycota, Sordariomycetes, Diaporthales, Diaporthaceae. Gene Ontology annotation, cellular component: membrane. The record is from RefSeq and is a predicted model, not a curated record. Bases 1 to 5589 code for a protein of 1862 amino acids.